AUGGGGGAGCUGGCCCAGGCCCUGCAAAGCGUUGUCAAGAACAAGAGAAGCAACGCCAAACAGAAGCAAAGAAAAAUAUUGCAGGAUGUACAGAGCACUAUAAAUGAGAAGGGCCAAAUGAUCCACGCGCAAGUGAGGCAUGACGUGCAGCAGUGCAUGAAGGCGUGCCAGGCGGGAUUCGAGUCGCUGUUCGAGAGCCUGGAGGAAGUCGUGGGGCGAGCGGAGGAAGCGAGGAAAAGGUACCAGAGCGACAUGCAGGGUUGCGGCGAGCAGUACAAGGAAAUCCAGAGGCGAGCGGCCCAGCUAAAUCUGGGCCUCCAGGCGACCAUGACCAAGAAGCGCAGCGCCUUGAAGCGCAAGCUCGACGAGCUGCAGAGAGAGGCCGGCGACAUGCUGUCGGUUGCAAAGAAAAAGAUAUCCAAAUCGAGGCGACACGCCACAAAACUUCCCGAGCUCGCCAAGAUUCUGAAGGCGUUUCUGUAG
Molecule: messenger RNA, 483 nt
Organism: Ostreobium quekettii
Lineage: Eukaryota; Viridiplantae; Chlorophyta; Ulvophyceae; Bryopsidales; Ostreobiaceae
Source: the annotation of a GenBank genome assembly